Exaiptasia diaphana is the source of this 480-nucleotide messenger RNA. RefSeq names its product 60S ribosomal protein L31. Gene Ontology annotation, cellular component: cytosolic large ribosomal subunit; ribosome. Gene Ontology annotation, molecular function: structural constituent of ribosome. NCBI's taxonomy places the organism in Eukaryota, Metazoa, Cnidaria, Anthozoa, Actiniaria, Aiptasiidae. The record is from RefSeq and is a predicted model, not a curated record. Bases 74 to 445 code for a protein of 123 amino acids. Gene Ontology annotation, biological process: cytoplasmic translation. The transcript is spliced from 5 exons.
UGGACUGGGGACUAGCUUCCAUAAUUCCACGCGCGUGCGCAAUACCGUUCUCUUCCUCGACUUCUCUUUCAAGAUGGUGAAAAAGACAGACAAAAAGAAAGGGCGCUCUGCCAUCAAUGAAGUCGUCACUCGUGAAUACACGAUAAACAUUCACAAGCGAAUCCAUGGAGUUGGUUUCAAGUACCGUGCACCUCGUGCAAUCAAAGAAAUCCGUAAAUUCGCCGAGAAAAUGAUGGGUACUCCUGACGUACGUAUCGACACUCGUCUCAACAAACACGUCUGGUCCAAGGGAAUCAAGAAUGUACCAUACCGAUUCCGUGUACGCUUGUCUCGCAAGAGRAAUGAAGAUGAGGACUCUGUUAAUAAGCUAUACACCCUAGUAACAGUUGUACCAGUAACAAAUUUCAAAGGUCUUCAAACACAGAAGGUCGAGAGUGAAGAUUAAACCCUAUGAUCUGUCAAUAAAAUAUUUCCAUCAAA